AACAGAAAUCCAUGAACGACAACAACAAAAUGGGGAAGGAAUUGAGCAAUUACAAAACUCACCGUCGUUGAGGUUCAACGCAGGUGCGUUGAAGCAGCGAUUGAUUCCGAGUUGAGUUUCGGGCAAAACUCGCCGCCGUCACCACCAAUCACAAUGGAAGCUCUGGCGGAGCUGGAGCGUGUCCAAAUCCAGCUGCUAGAACGCAUAUCAAGACUAGAGCGUUCUUAUCUUCCCUCGCCUUCAACAACCGAGUCACCUCUCGUUGAAGAAACUGACACUGUUUCUCGCCUCUCCUCCAUUUUGCGCACCAACGCCGUCGACGACUUCUCCUUCAAGAGAGUCCCUUCCGAUUACUAUGAUUGGCCCCUCGAAGCCCGUCGCGAUGCCCUCGCCGCCGCCUCCGUCGACCAUCUUUGCAAAAGCAUUGUUUUGGUUAACACGCAAUCCCCGCCCAAUAUCAUCGAUUGUAGUGAUCGUAAAAAUUCGAAGUACUAUGUUGUUGUUGUUCAGUACACUGCUCGGUUCAAUGCUGAGGCUGUCAGAAAUUUUCUGUAUUCACUCAACAAUGGAAGUAUAGCGAAAAAGAAAUUUAACUUGAGGCUAGCUCCCGAGGAGACAUCAACGGAGUUAACUGGAUAUGGGCACAAUGCAGUGACUUGUAUUGGCAUGAAAACAGACAUUCCGGUGAUUUUGGAUGAAGCUAUUGUAAAACUAACUCCUGAUUUCUUUUGGUUGGGUGGCGGUGAGAUUGAUCUGAAGCUAGGGAUCCGGACAUCUCAAUUAAUCAGAUUUAUCAACCCAUUCAUCGUCAGCUGCAGCAGUAAUUGAUUUUGUUGGACAGAAUGUGGGUAGUGUAAUUGAGUUUACCUGGAGAGUUGCCAUUUUCAGCUUUCCGUUGCUGAUUAUUAUACGGUUUGAAUUAUUGCCCCUUCAUAAAGAUAUUUAUUUUUCUGAGCGAGUUUUGUGGUCUGCUUAAGUGAUUAUCCUUAUGUUUUACAUAUAUUUGUAUGCAACCAACAUCGUGGCUUCGUAUUUUAUAUAUGUUGCAAGUUAAUAACACCAUAAGAAAGAAAAUGAUAAGUUG
Molecule: messenger RNA, 1084 nt
Organism: Gastrolobium bilobum
Lineage: Eukaryota; Viridiplantae; Streptophyta; Magnoliopsida; Fabales; Fabaceae
Exons: 4
Coding region: 154-828 (224 amino acids)
Molecular function (GO): aminoacyl-tRNA deacylase activity
Source: RefSeq, a predicted model, not a curated record